Messenger RNA from Plasmopara halstedii, 807 nucleotides. RefSeq names its product syntaxin-like protein. Gene Ontology annotation, biological process: vesicle-mediated transport. The coding region runs from base 1 to 807 and encodes 268 amino acids. Gene Ontology annotation, cellular component: membrane. The record is from RefSeq and is a predicted model, not a curated record. Lineage: Eukaryota; Oomycota; Peronosporomycetes; Peronosporales; Peronosporaceae. The transcript has 3 exons.
AUGGCGGUAAAUCGCACCGCCGACUUCGCGCUGCUGUGCCAGCACUUUUCAGAUGCAAAGGGUGCUACUGCAUUACAGAAACCAGCACACACGCCGUUUCAGGAAAAUGCACAGUUUAAUGCUGCAGCUUCAGACAUUUCAAAGGAAGUUUAUCAAGCUUCAAAGCGAUUACAGCAACUAACACAAUUGGUGCGGCAGAAUAAUAUGUUUAACGACCCGACUGAUGCCAUUAAUGAGCUUGCGGCGCUCGUAAAGAAGGACAUUACGGACAUCAAUAUGCAGCUGGACAACCUACAGGAGUAUAUUGAUAGCAAGCGGCAGUCGGCGACAUCGAGACAAGCCGCACGGCACUCAGACGCAGUUGUCUCUUUGAUGAAAUCGAACCUAAUGGCUACAACAAAAGGCUUCAAAGACAUAUUGGAAGUUAGGCAAGAAAAUAUGAAGUUACAACAGAGUCGACGCGCAAGAUAUGGCAAGACGGCGUCCCGUGCAUUGGGCAAGCCCCUAGCUUUCAAGGCUCCAAAGCCCCCGAGGAGUAACAGCAGCCAUACUGAUAGUGAGCAAGAAGUAAAUUUGUUCAACACAUUACCGAGGCCAGGGUUGAAUAUGGCUGACACCAAACAGACUGAAAUUCAACCUCUAAUCACCACGAUGACACAGGAGCAACUCGUUGCAGAACAACAAAACUAUGCAGAGUCAAGAGCGGGAGCGGUAUCCCAAAUUGAGAGUCACAUCGUAGACAUCGGACAGCUUUUUGGACGCUUGUCAACCUUAAUACAUGAGCAGGGAGAUCUUGUGAGGAGGUGA